AUAGGACGUCCUUUCUUAUCAUUACCUCCUACAAAAGCUUUGUUUUGGGAAAGUUCAUUUUGUAUUUCUGCCUCUGAGACAUAUCCAUCAGCAUAGAAGCACUGAAGCACCGCUAAAGCAUGACAUGUCUGGAAACAUAUCAAGCGUGCGGGUAAAAAUCUAGCUCAUAACGUUACUCGUUGGGAUGCUAGAGGUUUGAUUCCAUUACGUUAAUCAAUGGCUUCUCUGGCGUGGGCCUCUUGGCAUUGCAGGAAUAUGUCUGUUUUUGAGCAGACAUCAUUCAAUGCGGUGGAGGUUGCGAAGGGGUGGGUUAAGUUGGUUCAGGAAAGCAAUGUGUAUGCUGCUAAGGUUUUUAACAGGGCUGUCCCUCUGGCUAGCAGGUCUGGAAACUCGUGGCAUUGUCCGGAUGCAGGGGUGGUGAAGAUUAACUGUGACGCUCACCUUGGUGCUGAAUCUGGCUUGGGUGUGGUGUUCAGAAUUGAGCAGGGGUCCCUGCUAGCUGCUGCUGUUCGCAAAGAAGGGGGAGGCUGGGAUGUUGAGGUUGCUGAAGUUGCUGCGUGUCGCUUUGGUUUGCUACUGGCGAGAAGAUUGGGCUAUUCACAGGUGCAGCUCGAGUGUGAUGCUGAGAGGGUGGUUCGGGCAAUCAAUUCUAAGGCUGUAGGAUUUUCUCCAAUUUAUUUGCUUUAUGAAGAUAUCAAUUAGUCUAUUUAGUGUGUCCCAUAUCAAGCGUGCGGGUAAUAAUAAUCUAGCUCAUAACGUUGCUCGUUGGGAUGCUAGAGGUUGUAAUGAAUUUGUAUCUUUUGGUCCGUUUUCCCCCAAAGUUUAACGACUCUGACGGAAAUUGAUUUGCUUUAAUGAAAUUCACAGCUUGAUUUCAAAAAAAAAAAAAAAAUUUACAUUUUAUAAGAAAAAGAUUGAUUAACUUAUAUAUGUUUUGAUCCAACUUAUGCUCAUACGAAUAUAAAAGUUUCAUUUAAUUUUCUAUGUGUAAGGGAAAUAUUUCUACAUUGAAGGAUGUAUCCGCUGCAAUAAUGUAAUUUCCAUAAAAAAAAAGCUACAAUAACAUUUUUAUUUCUUGUGCU
Molecule: messenger RNA, 1082 nt
Organism: Chenopodium quinoa (quinoa)
Lineage: Eukaryota; Viridiplantae; Streptophyta; Magnoliopsida; Caryophyllales; Amaranthaceae
Exons: 2
Coding region: 217-702 (161 amino acids)
Molecular function (GO): nucleic acid binding; RNA-DNA hybrid ribonuclease activity
Source: RefSeq, a predicted model, not a curated record